Molecule: messenger RNA, 1865 nt
Organism: Phodopus roborovskii (desert hamster)
Lineage: Eukaryota; Metazoa; Chordata; Mammalia; Rodentia; Cricetidae
Product: zinc finger protein 723
Exons: 6
Coding region: 1-1731 (576 amino acids)
Biological process (GO): regulation of DNA-templated transcription
Source: RefSeq, a predicted model, not a curated record
AUGAAGAGGAAUACAGAGGUGAAGACUAAAACCCCAGUUAAUAAAGCCUUGCCUUCACCAAUUCCUGAUCAGACAGCAAGCCAGCUCUCUGAAUGGAAGCGAAGAGUUCCAACCACUUCGCUGCCAACCUGGUACAAGGAACCAGUGGUCUUCAAAGAUGUAGCUGUGUACUUCAGCAAGAAAGAGUGGCAGCUACUGGACCCUGCUCAGAAGGACCUGUACAAGGAUGUGAUGCUGGAGAACUACGGGAACGUGAUCUUUGUGGAGUGUUAUAUUUUCAAGCCAAGGUUGAUCACCAGGUUGGAGCAAGGUGUUGACAUUUUUGUCCCUGGACAGCGCCAGCAAGGCGAGGCUGGCAGCAGCAGGAGUGACACCUCCUCAGGGAAGAGGACAGGGGAUAAUUCAAAGACAGAAAUCCCGAAGUCAGACAAUUCUAAGACAACACCAGGGAAGAAGCCCAAGAAAACGAAUCAAGGGGGUGGUUCCAAGAGUUCGAGGGCAGAAAAGCGGUCCAAAAGUAAUGACAGGCCAUCUCAGAAUAAGAGGAAAUGUGGCUCAACUUCGACUCCAGAAGCAGGUAAAAGAAUCGCUUCUAGCAGUAAGAAGCAUGCCUCUGUGACCCCGAGAACAUCUUCGAGUCAAACAUCAACAUCAGCCUCUAAAACACCAUGGAGCACCCCUCAAGAGAAGUCAACUUUGGGGAAGGACUCUCAUGGAAAAACACAGCAAGCCAGCAACGCCACAAAUGCCACAAAUCCCAAGCGUAAGCCUGCCCGGCAAGGUAAGAACCACUUUAAAUGUAAGGAAUGUGGGAAGACCUUUAACCAGACCCUCCACCUUGUGGAGCACGAGAGAAUUCACACGGGAGAGAAACCCCACAAGUGUGACACCUGCGGGAAAUCUUUCAGGCACCUCUCGUACUUCCUUACACACUACCGAAUCCACACGGGGGUGAGACCCUACAAGUGUAAGGAGUGUGGCAAAGCCUUCAACAGCAGCUCCACCCUCAACAACCACUGCAGGAUCCACUCGGGGGAGAAACCCUUCAAGUGUGACGAGUGUGGGAAAACCUUCAAGCAAAGCACAAAGCUCACUCGCCACCAACGGAUCCACACCGGGGAGAGACCCUACAAGUGUAGAGAGUGUGACAAGUCCUUUGGCCGCAGCUCAUCGCUGAGGGAGCACGAGAGGAUCCACACCGGAGAGAAGCCCUACCGCUGUCCGGUGUGUGGGAAAGCCUUCAGGGUCAACUCCCAUCUUUCAGAGCAUCAGCGGCUCCAUCUGAAGGUGAAGCCCUUCAAGUGUGAUAAGUGUGGGAGGCAUUUCCGAAACAGCACUUACUUAGCAGAACACAAGCAGAGCCAUCUGCCCGGGGCCCGAGCAGACUGCCCAGAAUGUGGCAAAGUCUUCGAUUGCAAAGUAUCCCUUCUCAAGCACCGGAAACGACAUGAGGCGAACUCCAGGUACCGGUGCAAGGGAUGUGGGAAGACUUUUAGGUGCAAGUCAAGCAUUCAAAGGCAUGAGAGGCUGCAUGCCGGCGAGAAGCCUUUCGUGUGCACCAAGUGCGACAAAGGUUUCACUGACAAAACUACAUUGAAUAAUCACUUGAAAAUCCACUCUGGAGAUAGACCAGAUCCCUGUGCCCAGUGUGGCAGAACCUUUAAAAAACUGGCUACCCUGCAGCUUCACCAGAAAACUCAUAUUAAAAAGAAACCCACCGACAAUGUAUAAAAGACCUUUAGCCAGAGCUUAUGUCUUUGGGUCUUUGGAACAAAACUGAAAAUGAGAGAAACUAUAUAAGUGAACAGUUCCUUCAUUUCUUAGUUAUUUUCUUGUAAGCCAAAUAAUUGUUCACAAAAGACUGA